Macrosiphum euphorbiae (potato aphid) is the source of this 651-nucleotide messenger RNA. NCBI's taxonomy places the organism in Eukaryota, Metazoa, Arthropoda, Insecta, Hemiptera, Aphididae. The record is from the annotation of a GenBank genome assembly.
AUGAUAAGAUAUCAUUGUUUUGUGUCGUGCGUGCGUUCGUUCGCUCUCGUUUCUCUUUUUUUUUUCGAAACAUGUGAGACGUUACUUAGUAAUCAUUAUUACUUUUCGCGUUGCUGUUUUUUAAGUACGUCGUCGUUAUGUGCGCCUUCGCCGCCAUCGAAAUCGCGUCGCCGUAGCCGUCUGGCUAAAGUCGUGUGUGCGCCAUCGCCGCCGCCGACGUCCACGGCCGUCGUCGUUUAUACUCAAGUCGUGUGUGCGCCAUCGCCGCCGCCGACGUCCACGGCCGUCGCCGUUUAUACUCACGUCGUGUGUGCGCCAUCGCCGCCGCCGACGUCCACGGCCGUCGUCGUUUAUACUCACGUCGUGUGUGCGCCAUCGCCGCCGCCGACGUCCACGGCCGUCGUCGUUUAUACUCACGUCGUGUGUGCGCCAUCGCCGCCGCCGACGUCCACGGCCGUCGCCGUUUGUACUCAAGUCGUGUGUGCGCCAUCGCCGCCGCCGACGUCCACGGCCGUCGCCGUUUGUACUCAAGUCGUGUGUGCGCCAUCGCCGCCGCCGACGUCCACGGCCGUCGCCGUUUUUACUCGCGUCGUGUGUGCGUCAUUCGCCGCCACCGACAUCUCGCCAUCAUCGUCAUUGUCGUCGUGGUAA